UGCGCUGGACCGUUGACAUCAAAGAAUAGCCAAUUGUUCAACCAAACACACAAAAUGUUCAGCAAAAUCUUAGCUUUUGGUGCCAUGCUGGCUGCAGCUAAUGCUGGUCUUCUGCACGGACACGCUCCCGCCAUCUCUUCACAGAGCAUCAUUCGCCACGACGAGGGUCACUACUCCGCCCCUAUCGCCUACGCCGCUCAUCUGGGUCACGGCGCCCCUCUGGCUCACGCCGCUCCCCUGGCCCACGCCGCCCCCAUCGCAUACGCCGCAUACGCUGCUCCUGCCGCCCAUUACGAUGGACAUGAUGAAUAUGCUCACCCCAAAUACGACUUCGCAUACUCAGUAGCUGACCCCCAUACCGGUGACCACAAGUCCCAGCACGAGAGCCGCGACGGUGACGCCGUGCACGGAUACUACUCCCUGGUGCAGCCCGAUGGCUCCGUCCGCAAGGUCGAAUACACCGCGGAUGCUCACAAUGGUUUCAACGCCGUGGUGCACAACUCUGCUCCCUCCGUACAUGUCGAACCUGCCCACGCCUACCACCAUUACUAACUUUUCUAAAUUUUAAUAUAAAUUACAGUCGACGUGCCUUAAAAUGGUGACUUUAUUUGUAUAACAUUUUUUAUAUUAUUUAUAUUUUUGUAAAUAUGAAUGCGUG
Molecule: messenger RNA, 658 nt
Organism: Vanessa atalanta (red admiral)
Lineage: Eukaryota; Metazoa; Arthropoda; Insecta; Lepidoptera; Nymphalidae
Product: cuticle protein 7-like
Exons: 4
Coding region: 55-552 (165 amino acids)
Cellular component (GO): extracellular matrix
Source: RefSeq, a predicted model, not a curated record